UUCUGUCGCUGUAAAGAAGGAUAUCGUUCAAGAUGCUUACCUGCGCGAAUUGAAGGCAUACAAGGCUCCAGCAAAGGUAGGUUAUCCGUUUAUGUUAAGGAGUAGAAUACCUUUUCAAUCUCAUGACUAACUUUUCCCCCUCUUCUUACCCUCAAAUUAAGGCUGCUGAUGCUCACAAAGGUCAAGUUCGGGAAUAUCAAGCUCCAAAAGCACCACAAGCACCCAGCGCACCAUCUUCAUCGGAAUUAGGUAGCGAACUAGAAUCAUUCGCAAGCAGUGAACCUGAUCAUGCAGAACAUGUUGCAAGCACAGAAAGCGUUGUGCCUGAACAACGUCAAGACGUUCGCGCAUUCUUGGAAGAGGCUAAAAAGCCAAUCGUCGAUGAACAUCAUUAGAAGUAAGGAAUUGAUAUAAACGUGUCUUCACAGCAUGAUAAUCAAAUAUGCAUCUCUCAGCCAUCAUUCAGUAUAAAGGGGCAGGCAUGAGAAGCAAUCAGAUGGGAUUCGAUGACC
Molecule: messenger RNA, 512 nt
Organism: Meira miltonrushii
Lineage: Eukaryota; Fungi; Basidiomycota; Exobasidiomycetes; Exobasidiales; Brachybasidiaceae
Exons: 1
Coding region: 123-395 (90 amino acids)
Biological process (GO): proton motive force-driven ATP synthesis
Source: RefSeq, a predicted model, not a curated record